AAAUAAAAAAAAAAAAAAGGAGAGAGAGAGAGAGAAACAGAAACAGAGAAACAAGUGAGAAAAGCAGCAGCAGGCAGUGAGCUGUGUACUGUGCGACUGGAAACGAGCAGCAGAACCGACGCGCUUUGGAUUUCUUCAAUAUGCACGCUCGGGUAGUGGAAAAUAUUGGACAACAUUUCAACAGACUGUUCUGAUAAAGUGGAAACUAACUCCCCUUCACCCCUCCAACUCCAAAACACAAACACCAUUUUACUUUUUUUUUUUUAAGACACCCAUCGCAGUACCGCUUCUGCACCGAAGGAGGGAGAGGGCAGAGCAAGCGAGCCACACCGAGAGGAGUGACUGAAAGAAAGAGAAAGAGAGAGAGAGAGAGAGAGAGAGAGAGGAGGAGGGGGAAAAGUUUCCAGUGGCACUCGCUCUCUGUACUCGCACACACACAGAAAGGAAAAGGAGAGGAAGAAAUAGCCAAGAAGAAAAAACAGAGGGACUCGAAUUCCCAUCCCAAUCAUACAGUCAUGAAAACCCCCGGCGAAACAGCUGGGCUUGCCUUCCCAGACUGGGCGUACAAGCCGGAGUCGAGCCCGGGCUCGCGGCAGAUCCAGCUGUGGCACUUCAUCCUGGAGCUGCUGCGCAAGGAGGAGUGCCACGACAUCAUCGCGUGGCAGGGGGACUACGGGGAGUUCGUCAUCAAGGACCCGGACGAGGUGGCGCGGCUCUGGGGCGCCAGGAAGUGCAAACCCCAGAUGAACUACGACAAGCUCAGCCGGGCGCUCAGGUAUUACUACAACAAGCGUAUUCUUCACAAGACCAAAGGCAAGCGAUUCACUUACAAGUUCAACUUCAACAAGCUGGUUCUGGUCAACUACCCCUUCAUUGACAUGGGACCUGGAGGCGGGGUCCCUCAAAGCGCCCCUCCAGUUCCCACAGGGGGUCCCCACUUCCGGUUCCCGUCCACCCCCUCGGACGUGCUCUCCCCGAACGAGGACCUGCGCAGCCCCAACGUGUUCUCCGCCGUGGCGCGGCGCAUGGCUCGAGGAUCGGUGAGCGACUGCAGCGAUGGCACCUCCGUCAACUCGGAGAUCGAGGAGGGAAUCGGAGGGGGAGGGGGAGGGGGAGGGGGAGGGGAAGAGAGGGGGGGGGUCCCCAGAGAACUGCCGGUGCCUGGCGGCUUCCGCGGGCUCCCCCCUUCCCUCCACCCGCGCCUGUCCCACGACUCCCUCUUCAGGGUCUACCCACACGGCCGGCCGCACAGGGUGGACCCCCUCAGCCCCUUCCCCGUGUCCCCCCUCCCGGGCCCCGGAGGGUCCAUGAUGGGUCCCCAGCUGUCCCCGGCCCUGCCCAUGACUCCCGGCCACCUGAACUACACACCUUCCCCCACGCUCAGCCCCAUGUACAGCAGCCACUUCUCCUUCAACAGCGAGGACAUGAAGCGCUACCUGCAGGCUCACACUCAGAGCGUCUACAACUACCAUCUCUCCCCCAGGGCCUUCAUGCACUACCCCAACAUCAUAGUGCCCCAGCCGCAGAGGCUGGACAAGGGGCAUCCGCUGCACGCAAACCUGCAUAGCAACCACUCCUCCUCCUCCUCCUCCUCCUCCUCCCAGCACCCUCUACCACCCCCGCCUUCCGCUCACCACCUGCAGCACCACCCAGCCCCCCCGCAGCAGCAGCAGCCCUCGGGAGAGGAUCACUUGUCCUCCUUCAAGUUCAAGCUCCAGCCUCCGCCGCUGGGUAAGAAGCACAGAGAGCGGGCUUUGAACGGUGCCGGCGCCGCUCCCGGUGGGGUUCCCUCAUCCUCUUUCGGCUCCUCGGCUUCCGGUACCCUGACUUCAUCCUUUGCAGGGAGUAACGCCGCCGCCUCCUCCUCCUCCUCCUCCUCCACCUCCACUGCAUCUAAUUGUCAUUCUUCAGCCGGUCCGGGGGUUCCCCAGAUCAAAGUGGAGCCCAUCUCCGAGUCCGAGUCGGAGGAGGUGGAGGUGGAGGGUAUCAGCGAGGACGAGAGCUUCUCCAGAGAGGGGGAGGAAGAGGAUUUCGGGGAUGAAGAGGACUAUCUGGACGAGGAUGUCUUCAAGACCCCCGCGGCCCCCUCUCCUCACACCCCCAGCGGGGGCGGCUUGCUGGAUGGCUACCAGUUCACUGCCCAUCACAGCCCCCACCAACACUACCAUCAAACUCACAGCCGACACCUGCAGCAGUACCAGCAGCAAGCAGGAGCCAGCAGCCGGAGAGGGGCUGCCUCUGCCCUGGCAUCCCCCUCGGCUUCAUCGCGGACCGGGAGCCACGCUCCCUCCUCUGCCCUCGCUGGCCCCGCUGCUUUCCCAGUCUCCCCCAAACCAGAGCCCCUGGAUUUGGAAUCGCAGCCUGGAUUUGGUAACGGGGCCGCGGGAGGGGUUUCGGGAUCGGAGAGGAGCGGCAGUGUUCCUUCCAGCCCGGGAAUUGGAGUGGGAACGGGCGGAGGAGGAGUCGUCGGGGGCAGCAGCAGCAGCAGCAGCAGCAAGUGCAUCCCUCUCAAACUGCGCUUCAAGAGACGCUGGAGCGAGGACCAGAGGAUGGAAGCGAGCUCCGAGGAGUCCGACGACAAAAAAGUGAGGGGUGAGGAGCAGAAGCAGGAGUCGCCUCUGGGAGAGGGGGAGCGAGGGAGCAGCAGCAGCAGCAGCGCUGGGAAAGUGAUGCCACUGCCAGCGAUGAUGGAUCACGAGGAGGAAGGCAGCAGGAGCAGAGAGGACAAGGGGAAGAUUGAGAUCCACAAUAGCAGCAGCCCUGACCCACCGGAGAACAGUGUCGCCACACGCAGAGUGAGUACCGAGCUGCACAGAGCCACAGCCCAGCUCUCUCUGGAGAACAAGGAGUGCUGAUCCUGCAGACAGACAACCUCCCCUCCCCUUCUCUGCCAUGUGUGCUGGUGUGGACUCUGCGUUCUCCUCAACAGUGUUGUACAGCUUUGGUUCCAGAGGUUUUUAGUCAGUCUCGCCACCCCCCUCCCCAGGGUUUGGUUUGAGACCGGGGUUUAAUAUUUUGCUGUUUUGGUUUCCAGAGCACAGGCUGCAGCUUUAAAACCUGCCCUGGGUUUUGUGGAUUGAGGGAAUCUGUCAAAACAUGGACACGUGCACACACACACACACUGACACUGUCUCGCACACACCUUAUUCUCUCUCAAGCCAUCAAGGAUUUUUCUCCCCUCUGCCUCACAUUUUCUAAGUUUGCUGUAACGCAAAGAUAAUUUAUCCAGCGUCUGCUGAAGCAGGUAGUAGGAGAUGACAUUUUAAAAAGACAAAAAAAAAUUUGUCAGAUUAAAAAAAGUCUAACUCUAUUGAAGCCCGUUUCCAACCAUCGACGGCGUUUGAGAGAGAGGUUUGCCAAAGAGCUUUUAUCAAAUUUACUUUUAAAACUGGCAUUUCAAUUAGUCACCACCCCCUCCACUCCUCCACAAAUCAACAAUUAAACAGACUUGAAUUGAGGAUUUUUCUGUGUUUUUUGUAGAUUUUUAUAUAUAGGUGUGGAGGGGGUUAGUCCAGUCUGAAUUUGGCGCUGGUCACAAAUAAAUGGACAAAGCAUUAGCUGUGCUUAUUCAAGGUGUCUAUAUCUCUGUAUCUGUAGCGCUCGCACUCUGUCUCUCUCUCUCUCUCUUUCUCUCUUAUAUAUAUAUGCUAAAGCGAUGCUCUGCUGGCGUGCCUGCGGAGUUCAGACUGGUGACUGGUUGCAGUGGUCUGGUGGGUUUUUGGUUUUUUGAAUGAAUGUGGCCUUGCAGGACAUCUCCUGGCAAUCGCAGGCUCUCUUACUAGCUCUCCAGACAGAUCAAUAAAUCUCUCCUUUGGUCACACGCAUUCUUAAAAUU
Messenger RNA from Polyodon spathula (Mississippi paddlefish), 3835 nucleotides. RefSeq names its product ETS domain-containing transcription factor ERF-like. Gene Ontology annotation, cellular component: nucleus. Gene Ontology annotation, biological process: regulation of transcription by RNA polymerase II; cell differentiation. Gene Ontology annotation, molecular function: DNA-binding transcription factor activity, RNA polymerase II-specific; sequence-specific DNA binding. The record is from RefSeq and is a predicted model, not a curated record. The transcript is spliced from 4 exons. Lineage: Eukaryota; Metazoa; Chordata; Actinopteri; Acipenseriformes; Polyodontidae. The coding region runs from base 516 to 2855 and encodes 779 amino acids.